Molecule: messenger RNA, 672 nt
Organism: Pyrenophora tritici-repentis Pt-1C-BFP
Lineage: Eukaryota; Fungi; Ascomycota; Dothideomycetes; Pleosporales; Pleosporaceae
Source: RefSeq, a predicted model, not a curated record
AUGAAGCAUUCUGGACUACACACAUCACAGGCAUCAAGUGCUAAACUCAAGAACCCGACAAGUGCGGCAACUACUGUCUAUCAGUACGCUAUUCUUCUAUAUCUUGCACUCAGCUACAUAUUGCAAGAUGACGCACAGCAUGCUCAGCCCAACAAAAAGAAACCCCGAGAUCAGUGUCGAACAUCUAGCCCACAUACAUCCCCUCAGAUCCCUACCCCAGCGCGAACCUACCAGACCGCAUCAGCUCAUGUCAAAGGUACCAGGCAAAACGAGCGAUACAGUUCGUGGCAAGCUUCCCCGAAACCUUCUCAGACUAGGAGUCCAGACCAGGCGCGCUCUCGUCUACACACGCCAAGGCGGGACGAUCAUCCACAUGGUCCUGUCAAAGCUCAAGUUACAAAUGCAGGACUGGCCAUUUCAAGGGUACAAAUGAGCGAGGCCUGGACGUGCAUGAGAGCCGUCUCCUGCAUGCCGAUCAAACCUUCCAAUUCGAACAGCGAACAGGACCAAGGCAAGAGGCGAGUGAAGAAGGUGCGAUGGGGCGUCGUACAGACCCGCGAGUUCGAGCCAGAGGCUGAAGCUGAUGAAGCCACGACCAGCGAGCAUGAACACAGCAGUGACCGAACAAAUGCGCGACCUGACAAUGCGAGCGAUACCGAAAUGCGAGGGUGA